CGGUUUUGUACUCUGAGAGCUCAGUAAAUAAAUCCCUUCUGCUUGCGUCAGUGGAACAAUUGCUAUAGGUACCAGUCCCUUAUCAAUGCACCUGCAGAGAGGGAGUGAACACGGAACCAGCAGUAUGUGAGACUUCCAGAAAUACAGGUCGGGCAAGAUUCCGUGAACUGCCUAGCAGCUGAAGAAACUGACCCUAAGCAGGGAAAAGGUGACAGAGGCAGAAGGGAAGCAGGUUCCAAGUGCGACACAUCUCUGCCAACCUGUGCAAGUAAGAGAAACAUGGCAAAUGGGACUUGAUUUACCUGUGAGACAGACACGGCUGUGUGUUACAAAAGAUUUCUCAUGCGCCAUUUUCUGCGAUGUCGGACAAUACUUCCACUCAGCAGCUUGAAGAAGAUGUUUCUUCCGAGUGCAUCAUUUGUUUUACUCCAUUUGACUCUCUCUUCCACCUUCCAAAGAUACUCUCAUGCAAGCAUGUAUUCUGCCUGGAGUGUCUGUCCCGCAUUACUGUGUGUUCAACCGAACCAGAGACCCUGCCCUGCCCUAUCUGCCGCCUUCCCACAACUCUACCAUCAAAGAAGGGCCCUCCAGCACUCUCUACUGACCAGAAUUUGUUGAACAAAAUUAGCAAGCCACCAAGUAGUCCUACCCCAAGUGUAAGAUUCAGCCGUAAACGCGGUCUUUUAUAUGUACAGAACUCAAAUCCUCUCCACCUCAGCACAGUCAGCCUCAGUGUAGAUCUUGGGCAACCACCUCCUCGCCCCAGCUCAGUUCGAAAUGUACGGGCCAUCUUAAGUAAUGGUGGCUGCAUUUUUUAUAGUUCCAUUGGUGCUGCCAUUUUACUGACAGUUGCUUUAGUUUUGGCUGGGGUUUAUAUAUUUUAUCUGAUUCCCUGGAAAAUUGCAAAUGGUGGUAUUACAGGGCCCGGAAAUAACAAUAUGACAACAGGAGCAAGCAACAUUACAACUAUUGCCACAAUUCCUAUACACAACGAGGGAGAUAAGUGAACUGGAUAACCUAUCCCCUGACAUGAAUUCUUUUAAUGGGUGUACUGUGUGCAAUAUGGAAACCUAAGGAAACAAACUAAUGUUUAAGCAGACCAGGUGUUUCUUCUUAGCUUCUGUUUCUUUUGGAUAGGAUUCAUCACCCAAGUGGGGUUUAAAUCAAUCAUUCUAAUGGAAAUUAUUUCUUUAAGCCUAGCACUUUGCUCUGUGGCAGCAAACACCAGUUCGUUAAAUAAGUCACAGAUUUAUGUUUUAUGAUUUAUUUCAAAUCAAGCAAAAUUUGCAAUUGAAAUUGAUAUUCCUGUGACUUCUCUUGCAUUCUAUUGUUGCACUGAAUGAAUUUUACAGAGGAAGGAAAAACAUGAAUGAACCGGAAUUCACAAAUCUUCCAUGAAUCAGGAUACUGUCUAAUGUAACUUGGUGUAACUACAAGUACUUGCUAACAAAAGAUAAGUAAAGUAUUAAGGAACCAUACAAUGCCAGUCUGAUAUGGCAGAGAAUUUCUCCACUCACAGAAAAGAACCCUGGGCUUCUGCAGGUCCUGCCUGAUACUUUGUAGUGUAGAAUGAUUUAAAGGUUCAUGCAUAUAUCAGACUACUGCACUACAAAGUAUCCGACCUGGAGAAGCUAACAUUCAUUCGUUAUUUAAGUGUUGUACUAGAGAUAUCAUUUGUUUUGGCAUUUGCACAUUUUUAACUGAUCAGUCCAGUACUAUGCAGCAGUGAAAUAGCUUGAUGCUUCCUUGCUCAUAACUACAGUUUAUUGCUGAGGAGAGAGAGAGAAAGAAUAUCUAGAUUUUACAUUAUUAGGCCUAACAUCCUAUUUUUGGAGAUUGAACUGUAAUAAAUGCUUGCCCUUUGAGCAGUAAAUUAUUUUUUAAAUAGGGCCUUAAUGUGUCUAGGUUAAUAUUUUUUGUCUGACAAUGAAUUAUUGUUUCCAGCAUCCCUGAACCUGAAUUGCUGUUUGGUCAUUAAUCUGGUUAAUCAUAAGCAGCUGGUCCACUAUGUUUCUACUUACUAUUUGCCCAACAGACCUUCAGGACAACUUGUGCAUAAAAGAACUGUCUAAUUGUACAAAUCAGAAAUCUCACAGAGAAGGUACAGCCCAGGACAACCACACAUGAACCUGUAGUAUGGCUGAUCAUGAAGGGGAAAACUAUGACAAUCCAAAUGCACUGCACAAACAUUUUGGAAGAAGCUGGCUUCUAACUAUCUAAUCAUGAUGGGACAUUUAUUUCAAUUAAUAAAGGAAGGUCAUUGUUUGUCCACAGUAUUGCUGUAUACCUCUUGAUUUGAAAUGAUAAAUAAAACAAUGUUUUAAUUUUU
Xenopus laevis (African clawed frog) is the source of this 2329-nucleotide messenger RNA. RefSeq names its product RING finger protein 225 (gene rnf225.L). The transcript has 2 exons. NCBI's taxonomy places the organism in Eukaryota, Metazoa, Chordata, Amphibia, Anura, Pipidae. The coding region runs from base 360 to 1007 and encodes 215 amino acids. The record is from RefSeq and is a predicted model, not a curated record.